This is a messenger RNA of Capronia coronata CBS 617.96, 3348 nucleotides long. RefSeq lists its product as uncharacterized. Lineage: Eukaryota; Fungi; Ascomycota; Eurotiomycetes; Chaetothyriales; Herpotrichiellaceae. Gene Ontology annotation, biological process: regulation of transcription by RNA polymerase II; DNA-templated transcription. Gene Ontology annotation, molecular function: RNA polymerase II cis-regulatory region sequence-specific DNA binding; DNA-binding transcription factor activity, RNA polymerase II-specific; zinc ion binding. Bases 1 to 3348 code for a protein of 1115 amino acids. Gene Ontology annotation, cellular component: chromatin. The record is from RefSeq and is a predicted model, not a curated record. The transcript has 2 exons.
AUGGCUAUCACGAUCCCAGAUACAGACACGAUUCCCAAAGAGAAACCGGACAUGGGUGCACCGGAGGGAUUCCAUCAAGACCACGGGGUCGACCCUGAUGGCAGCGGCAAUGGCUCCGGAGAGCCACCGAAAAAGAGGCGGAAAGUUGCAAAGCCAAAUCCAGACAAGAAGUUUGAGUGCAAGCACGAGGGCUGCGGCAAAAGUUACUCUCGGGCAGAACAUCUCUACAGACAUCAGCUCAAUCAUACUCCAAAGACAAUUUACCGCUGUGACUAUCCUGAGUGUAGCAGGUAUUUUGUGAGGCAAGAUCUCUGCAUCCGUCACAGGGAACGACAUACGACUCAUGGAUCUCAGCUACAUAAACGGGACUCUUUCGCGCAGAGCAGUCAAAAUGCCCCUCAGGACCCUUCUAAUCAACCCCAACAGUCGGCGAACUACCUCAUGUCCGCACCGAGGAUGAAAAGCCCCGAAGAAGAAGGGCGACCUGUUGCCGAGUCUGCCGGAUACUCCUUGGGCGUAAACGGCAUCAAGCAGCAUGCUAUCAAUGCCAAUAAUACAGCGUCACCAACAAAAGCGUCGCCGGAGUCACGGUAUACUGGCCAAACCCCGCGACCGGUCAUUGCCAGGCCGGAGCCACCGUUGCACCGGACCACUAGUACGGGGAGUAAUGCCUUGAGCCCGAUCCAAGAACAAGAAGGCUCCUCAUGGCCGCUGGCUGUACGCAGGCAGAGCUUCAACACAGAGGAGCCCAAUAGAGCUCAGGUUCCAUACGCCCAAACACAAGCAGGGAAUAACACAUCUGUCCCGGCCGUGCCUCUCUCUCCGGUUCGCCAAUACUCAUCGUCGUCUGCGGUCGCUUUCGGACAAGAGAAACCUCAGUCGAGCGGGAAUAUGGACCGGGCCGCCUCGAACACUUUUGUGCAGCCAGCCGACAUGAUAUCUGCCUACACAUCUGCGCCUUAUCAACCAUCGGGUGUAUCUCGGACGGGUGAUGAUGCUUUCGCUGCGGCUGUAUCUCAUGGUCUAACCCAGGGGGAUCCAUACCCGUACUCUGUCAUGAACGGGGGCAUAUCUGCUAGUGACCUCAGUGUCGCUUACGGAUACUCUGUCUUUGGACUAGACGAGUACACCCAAACGCCUUAUGCAGGCACAGAUGAUUUCACGCAAUGGUUAUUCAACGACAGUCAUUCGGGAUCCAAGAGCUUCUCGCCUCCGAAUUAUGUGCCGGGCUACAGUGGUCAGGAACAGCCACUGGUACAAGGCCCUCACAUUCCCCAGAGUCCUACGUCGAGUACUAGUUAUCCUGCAACCGCCGGGCACCAUCCGAUGAGCGUUACCAGUCUUCUCGAUACAACUGCCUCCAGCCAAUACAUCAUGUCCGAAUCGAAACGUCAGGAACUCCUUGAUCUCAUGCAGACUCAAUUCAUUGAACGUCCCCAUGAUGCCGUCAAGAAACGGAAGGACUCUGUCUUCGAGGGUGAUUUGGCCAGUGACGGCCAUAUUCUGAGCUUAAGGAUGAUGCAUACUUACAUCGGCUCUUAUUGGUAUCAUCAACAUGCACAACUACCUAUCUUGCACAAGCCUACCUUUUCGGCAGAUCGGACACCUAAUUUGUUACUUCUCGCCGUCAUCGCCAUUGGGGCCGCAACGCUUGAUAAAGCCUAUGGCACGUCAUUGACCGAUUCCGCCGCGGAGUUUGCGAACUUUGUUGCCUGGCAUAUCAGAUGGGAGAUUGUACGGGAUGCGGACUUCAGACCGCCAGCCAAGUUAUGGGUGUUCCAGACUCUGUUGCUCAUUGAAGUCUACGAGAAAAUGUACGCAACUAGGGCCUUACACGAACGGGCCCAUAUCCACCAUGAUUCCACCUUGACUCUGAUGCGGCGAGGGAGUUCCUUGUUGGGACGAUCUGCUUCUGAUUCACCACCGAGUCUUCGAGGCGAACAGGAUAACGGCAGAAUCUCAGUACCGUUCUCUGGGAAUGAGUCCUCCAAAACCGAAGAGGCUUGGUAUCGCUGGAUUACAACAGAGGCCACCCGCCGCGCGGCGUUUGCAGCUUUUGUCAUCGAUUCUAUCCAUGCCACCAUGUUCGGGCACGCUGCCAAAAUGGUGGCGCAUGAGAUGCGUCUCCCUUUGCCGUGUGACGAAGGUCUCUGGUCAGCUGUCUCUGCCGCCGAGGCGGGUCGAGUACAGCUAGCAUUGCAAACGAAUGGAGUUAAACCCACCAUGUUCUUGGACGGGCUGAAGAGGACGUUGAACGGUCAACGAGUGCGGACGAACUCUUUCGGUAGAACCAUCAUCAUGGCAGGUCUAUUGUCCGUCUCCUGGCACAUGACGCAACGAGACCUACAGAUCUCUUCGUUGGGACCUCGAACGGCAAAUUCAUUUGGAGGCCCUGAUAAAUGGAAAGGGGUUUUGCUACGAGCAUUUGACAACUGGAAGCGGGAUUUCGAUGAGGCCCUCGCCGAAGCGACGCCUGCGCCGUCGUCGCCUUUGCGUACUCCUGCAAUGCCACUUCACAGUCUCCUCCGGCCGGUUGAUGACGAGAAUAUAUUCGAGUCACGCACGGUUCUGCAUCAUCUCGCCCACAUUGCCGCACAUGUGGAUGUCGUUGAUUGUCAAGUGUUUGCGGGAGCCAAUCGACUCCUCGGGCGCUCCAUCACUCCCAAAGACUAUAGCGUGAUCAGGGAGAAGAUCGAACGAUGGGCGACUAAAGCCUCGGCCAGAGAUGCCGCGUUCUACGCUCUCAAGUUCAUUGUUCAGGUUCUGAUACCCCGAGAUGAUGGCAUAGACGGUGUCAACAGCCGAUUAUACGGUCACGCCAGUCCGAUUUUGCCUCAAGCAUUUGACCAAGAUCAGUAUAUUGCUCGAGAUGACUUCUUGUUGAAUCGUCCUUGGGUCCUUUACAUCUCGGCAUUGGUGGUUUGGUGUUAUGGGUUUGCUCUCGAGGGCCCAAUCAAGCCUUCUCCGAGAGAAGAAGAUUUCACCACCUACCGACAGAAAGAGCAAGACAUGCGAGACUAUCUUGAGCGAGUCGGUGGAGUUCGGGCGCCAGAUGACCUCGAGAAUGUCAAAGGCAAGAAUCGAUGCCUAGGCCUUUUGAUGAUAUUGAAGGAGUCCUUUGAAAGCACAAGAUGGGAAUUGACCCAUGAAGCCGCAGGAUUGUUGGGUAAUGCCUGUUUGAAACUCCGUGGCGUCGAUUCUGAUGUGUUUGCCGGCCCUGGAUGUAACGAUCUGGAUUAUUCCAACGGUAACGCGAGCGGUUAUGCCAAUGGGCACCUUUCUCGGCCAGGUCCUGCUCCUCAGCAGAGUCAGGACCAUAUGACCGUUGCGAGUGCCGCCAGGGUCUGA